AUGGAUCAACUCAACUACAAGGAACAGCAGCAAUUCACCAAGAUCGUUGAGGAGAAGCAGAUGAAUGACUUCAUGAGGCUCUAUACCAGUCUCGUCGACAGAUGUUUCAAUGACUGUGUUACCAAUUUUACAUCAGAUAAAUUGACUGACCGUGAAGAUACAUGUCUUAACAAAUGUGCCGAGAAGUUUUUGAAGCACAGCGAAAGAGUGGGUCAAAGGUUCCAGGAACAAAACCAGGCGAUGAUGAAUCAAAUGAGAGGAGGCAAAUGA
Messenger RNA from Brettanomyces nanus, 270 nucleotides. It is a transcript of the gene TIM9, whose product is annotated as protein transporter tim9. Bases 1 to 270 code for a protein of 89 amino acids. The record is from RefSeq and is a predicted model, not a curated record. The transcript has 2 exons. NCBI's taxonomy places the organism in Eukaryota, Fungi, Ascomycota, Pichiomycetes, Pichiales, Pichiaceae.